Messenger RNA from Helianthus annuus (common sunflower), 3260 nucleotides. RefSeq lists its product as uncharacterized. Lineage: Eukaryota; Viridiplantae; Streptophyta; Magnoliopsida; Asterales; Asteraceae. The record is from RefSeq and is a predicted model, not a curated record. The transcript is spliced from 2 exons. The coding region runs from base 222 to 2945 and encodes 907 amino acids.
UUUAAAUUUAAGUAAUAGGAUAAAAUAAACCAAAAUUUAAAAGGGACAAUACCAGAGUAAGUAGGGUGUUAGUUAAAAAUAAGCCAUGACUCACACCACUUGCUGGAACUCAUGUGCAGUUUGAGAGUUAAUAGCAGGAACAGAAAGAGUCAAUUACACACACUGGGUCAUCAUCAAUCAUAGAGGUCAGUUGGGUUAGCUUAUGAACAUAAGCUGCUUUGAUGCAUCUUUCACUAUGGAAGCCAAUUUCUCACUGUGCUGCUUUAAUCUUGGACAAAAAAGGCAAAAAGAAAAAUGGGUCAACAAACCCUUAUGCACCAGAUGAAAUCAAGAAAAACCCAUCUGUGUUAAGAAGAUUACAAGAACACAAACUCAGAGAAGCUCUCGAAGAAGCUUCGGAAGAUGGGUCACUAAUUAAAUCUCUGGAUGUUGACUCUGAAUCUGCAGUCAACAAUCAAGAUGAAGGGUUGGGAAGAUCUCGAUCUCUCGCACGACUCGAAACCCAAAAAGAAUUCCUCAGAGCAACCGCACUCGCUGCGGACCGAACGUUCGAAACCGAAGAAUCGAUCCCGGAUCUCCACCAGUCGUUCUCGAAGUUCCUCACAAUGUAUCCGAAGUAUCAAUCUACCGAAAAGAUCGAUCAUUUGAGGUCAGAUGAUUAUUCCCAUUUAUCCGAAUCUGGUCCAAAGGUAUGUCUUGAUUAUUGUGGAUUCGGGUUGUUUUCGUUUCUGCAAACAGUUCAUUAUUGGGAGUCGUCUACGUUUACUUUAUCUGAAAUAACUGCAAAUUUAAGUAAUCAUGCUCUUUACGGUGGUGCUGAGAAAGGAACGGUGGAACACGAUAUAAAGACUCGGAUUAUGGAUUAUUUAAACAUCCCGGAGAACGAAUACGGUCUUGUUUUCACCGUCAGUAGAGGUUCUGCGUUCAAACUUCUAGCGGAAUCAUACCCUUUUCACACGAAUAAAAAGCUGUUAACGAUGUUUGAUCACGAGAGCCAGUCGGUUAAUUGGAUGGCUCAGAGUGCUAAGGAGAAAGGCGCUAAAGUUCAGAGCGCGUGGUUUAAAUGGCCGACGCUUAAACUCUGUUCCACCGAUUUACGGAAACAAAUUUCAAACAAAAAGAAGAAGAAAAAAGAUUCGGCUGCUGGUUUAUUCGUUUUUCCGGUCCAGUCGAGAGUUACAGGUGCUAAGUAUUCGUAUCAGUGGAUGGCUUUGGCUCAACAAAACAAUUGGCAUGUGUUGCUUGAUGCCGGGGCGUUGGGUCCGAAAGACAUGGAUUCACUCGGGUUAUCGCUUUUUCGGCCUGAUUUUAUCAUCACGUCUUUCUAUCGGGUUUUCGGGUUCGACCCGACUGGAUUCGGGUGCCUUCUUAUAAAGAAAUCGGUUAUAAGAAGUCUUCAAAACCAAUCUGGCCAUGCUGGAUCCGGUAUAGUUAAGAUCAGCCCUGUUUUUCCUUUAUAUUUGAGUGAUUCCGUUGACGGAAUCCCAGGAUUGACUGGGAUCGAAGACGAAGAAACUGGCGGGAAUGUUGAUGAACCGUCGGAAAGUCGGCCCGGCCCGCAAUUACCCGCGUUUUCCGGCGCGUACACUUCUGCUCAAGUGAGAGAAGUGUUCGAUACUGAAAUGGAGCAAGAUAACAUCUCUGAUAAAGACUGCACGAUUUUCGAAGAUAGUGAGACCUUUUCGGUUGGUGAGGUGAUGAAGAGUCCGGUUUUUAGUGAAGAUGAGUCAUCUGAUAACUCGUUAUGGAUCGAUCUUGGGCAGAGCCCAUUAGGGUCUGAUUAUGGUGGUGGCGAAGUGAACAAUAAGCAUGGGAAUUCAACGUCUCCCCUGCCACCGUUUUGGUUCACGGGUCGGAAUAAAAACAAACAGAUAUCGUCUCCUAAACCGACUUCAAAGAUAGCUAAUAGUCCCAUAUACGACAACGAAGCUCGAAUGUUGUCAUUUGAUGCAGCUGUUAUGUCGGUUUCUCAAGAAUUGGACCGAAUAAAGGAAGAUCCGCAAGAAGAUCACUUUAUGGAGGCGACGAACAACACUCCCAAUCAUCACAAUUUUCACGAGAUCGAAGAAGAAGAAACCGAGACGAGCAAAUGGGAAAACGGGUCGAGCUCGAAAAUCACUUCUCAGGCAAAAGAAAGUGCCAUAAGACGGGAAACCGAGGGGGAGUUUCGGUUGUUGGGACGGAGAGAAGGGAAUCGGUUUCCGGGUAGUCGACGACUUUUCGGGGUCGAUGAAAUCGAGCAAGAUUCUGGAAGCAAGGGAAGACGGGUAUCGUUUACGUUACAAGAACAGAGUAAAAGCGGAGAGUUUUCAGCUGCGAAUGUGGAAGAUGAUGAUUAUAUUAGUGAUGGAGAUUACGGUGAAGGUCAAGAAUCUAGCAGGAGGGAACCCGAGAUCAAAUGUAAGCAUCUUGAUCAUGUAAACAUGUUGGGUCUUAACAAAACCACUCUUCGACUACGGUUUUUGGUGAAUUGGCUUGUGACAUCACUGCUUCAGUUACGAAUACCUGGUUUAAACGGGCAAGACAGUGUGCCACUGGUUCACAUAUACGGGCCGAAGAUCAAAUAUGAACGGGGUGCAUCGGUGGCAUUUAAUGUUAGAGACAGAAAUAAAGGUUUAAUCAAUCCCGAAAUCGUUCAGAAAUUGGCGGAAGCUAACGGGAUCUCUCUUGGUAUCGGGAUACUUAAUCAUAUACGGAUCUUGGAUAGCUCAAAACAGCAGCGGGGGGCUCCAAAACAUGACGAUACGACACUUUGCACGCCGAUGGAGAACGGAGGGCAUAAUGGGAAAAGUGGGUUUAUUCGGGUUGAAGUGGUGACAGCUUCUUUGGGGUUUUUGACUAACUUUAGUGAUGUCUAUACACUAUGGGCUUUUGUUGCAAAGUUCCUGAAUCCAGAUUUCAACAAGGAAAGCGUACUUUCGACUGUUGUGGAAGAUGAAGAAUAAUAAUAUAUAAGUUGCUUUGUGUUUUGAGGUUUAAAAUGUGAGAUCAUUCAGGUGCAGCAAGAAAUGGUUAUAAAGGUACUAUCUUUUUCUUCUGGGCCUGAAUCUUGAUGUCAUUCUUGGACAUAAGCUGAUGAUGUAUUUGUUCAUUCUUAUGUUUUUAUUAGCUUCAUGGUUUUAAUUCUAUAAAUUCCAGAGGUUUCAGGUCUAGAAUAGCUUUCAUAUCCCAGUAAUCUUUAUCACAAAACGCCUUCCGCUACAUAUGCAUCAUGUUUCUUGAAACCACAUUUUUGAAAUCUUGAUAUGUUUUUAUUCGGG